This is a messenger RNA of Podarcis lilfordi (Lilford's wall lizard), 9044 nucleotides long. Lineage: Eukaryota; Metazoa; Chordata; Lepidosauria; Squamata; Lacertidae. The record is from the annotation of a GenBank genome assembly.
AAAUGUUUGUUAAUCCUGUUGCUUUGAGUCACUCUGUGUGUAGAAAGUGACAAAUAAAUGCUGGUGAUGAUUGUAAUAUUCCCAUGGUUAGCAAGAGCUGGAUAAAUUAGACAAAUACAUUUGUUUUCACAUAAUUUAAAGUUACAGUAUUGACUUGGUUCAGUCCUGCCUGCAAAGUUCUUGAAAAUAAUCAGCGUCUAUUCGAAGGGCUGCAAGUAUAGCUGUUACUUCCUCUUACUUUUGGCAGGGUGUUUGUACUGUCCUCCUAAGGUAUCUGUUCAGUCCAGUCCUCUCCAUAAGUGGCUGGUGCCCUGGCUCAUCCUAAAGGGGACUGGACUUCCACCCUUUCUCCAAUCCCAAAACUGCCAUUAACCACCUCCAUGACCAUAACUAGAUAUGAAUCUCUUUAGAUUUUUUUUUUUAAGUCAGUGUACCCAAGCGGUAUAAAUAGCCUAAAGUGCGGCAGGGCCCAUGGUGUAUGGUAACUGUUCAGUGUAGCCUGGCAGCUAGCCAGACCCUUAGAUAUUUAUCAUCCUCUAUAUAUAAAACUGAUUUUGCACAGCAUUUUGAAUUGUAGAGAAAAAGGUUAGGAGCUCCCCUACCCCAAUAACAAAUUCCUUUGACGUCUCUCCUGAUUUGUUUCAGAGCUGAUCUUGUACAAGGCUUUCAAUAAGCCUUUCUCAUACAAUCUUGCAUGGAAAUAGACUUCACUGUGCUCCAGUCUACCCGACAGCCCCAUUUAACUGACAUAUAUCUUGAGAACUGGUGUUGCCAGCCAGAAAGGAGAGGCCUAGGUUAUCAGCCCAGUUCAGCCAUGAUUGUCUAGGGCACACCCUAAUUCCUCACGUAAAACUGUUCUUCACAUGUAAACGUUGGUAAAUAUUGAUUUAGUUCACACAGCUGGAGCUUAAUAAAUUGUUAAUUAGUACAGAUUAGACAUGACAAUCCAUACAAAAGAUCACAUUUCAAUAUCCACACAGUCCAGUGAGGAGAGUUGUAAAAUGGUUUUAAACUUGUUCCCUUCAAUGUAUACUGUAUAUUGUAUUUUGUGAACUACGCUGAGCUUUAGCAACCGAUUAACACCUUGAACCAGCCUAAUUAAUAUGUUUUUCCUGUGAUACCUCCCUGAUCCUAAUACUUAGAAGCAAAUCAUUGAUUUCAGUAAAAAAAAAAAAAUCUGAUGUCUUUGUUAGUAACGUGGCAUUGUUUGCCACUGCAAACACAAGAGGUACAGUAAUUCUGGGGUAGACAGAGCAGAUCAAGAGAUUUUCUGUAUGUGCCCUAAUCCAAUUUUAAACACUUUCCUGUACAAUAAACCCAUUUGCUUCCAUUCCUGCUCCCAAUGUGAUCUUAGCAUCCUAUACUGGAAGAAUGCGAGUUCAUGAAAUGUGCCCUACAUCGGAUUAAAAUUAACCCACAACAAAAGCAUGUGAUCUUAUGAAUGAGCCCUAGACCACAAUAAUUGAUCCUGAAUGAAGGGAUAUGAUACAAGAGCUCUAAAAAGUAACAUUAGUUUGAGAUAAAAGGGUGUGCUUGUUUAUGUGGUUUCGGACAGGAGAGUUAGUGGCUGGAUUUAAGAAAACGAAAAAACCAAAGUUACGCUCCUUAAGGCUGUAAUCCUACCACACUAACCAGGGAAUGAGUUCCUUCCGAGUAAGCAUGCACAGGUUGACCCCAGCCUUAUUCACACCUUGCACCGAGCACAGGUACAAGCGUAUGUGAAAGAGUGUACACGUGAACAAGUCGGUACAACUGUUUGCGUAUGCAGGUUACACACUCACUGAAUGCAACCGUGAACACCCUUACAGUAAAAAGUACUUGAGUUUAGCACGGGUCCAAACCUUGUUUUUAUCUUGGGCGCCCCGAGCAGCUAAGGCGGCCCUGCUCCGAGUCCUGGCCCGCCCUGACUUACCUGGGAGUAAAGCCUAUUGAACAAAGGAGGCCUGUUUGCUGGCCAAUUCCCCUUCCCGCUCCGCAGGCGGGACGAGGCUGAGCGAGGGGGGUCCCAGAGCCGCUGCUGGCCAGCUCCUUCCCGGCGCGGCCGAGAGGGAAACGCGGCGGGCUGGACAGGCGCGUAGGCCGCAGCCUCGCCUCCCCUCCCGCCCUCAGCCCCGGGCCGUUUCCUUCCUCCCCAUUUUCCUUCCUUCCUCCCCUCCUUCCCGGGGCCUGCCUGCCCGGGCACCCCCCUCCCCGAGCCGGGGGCUUCUUUCUCCUUUCAGGGCAUGGCGGCUCGGGGGACUAUUUGGGACAGGAGCCCUCCUGGCCCGGGGGGCGGAGGAGGUCCCGGCCGGCAGACACUCCUUAUACGGCCCGGCCCGUGUUACCUGGGCGCGGGCCAGGCGCUCCUUCUUUGGGCAGCCCCGCGGCAGCGCAAGGGGCCUGGGGGGCUCCGGCCAGGCCGCCCGGGCUCGCUCGGUGCCCGACACCCAAAUAUGGAGACAUUCCUGUGGGUCGGCGGCAAGGGAGGGAAGAGCCCGGCCGGGAGCCUAUAUAAAACCCACCGGGCUUCCUCGCAAGCCCACCGAGCUGUAAGAGCUGGGAGAAGCAGCAACCGGAGCUAAGAGCCAGGAACCAACCCGAAGGUGAGGAGCGGGCGGGCAAGGGGGAUGGAUCCGGGCAGGACCACAUGAUGUGGGGGGAACUCCCAGCCACGCGGCCCGGGGGAUACCCGGGAGAGGGAAGGUGGAGACAUGGCAAAGCCAGCCCGGAAAGGAGGGAGCCUUCCAACUCCUCUCCGGUGCAAAGCAGAAAUGGGCAACAGGGAGCAGAAAACAGCUGCAUCCAGCCUUCUCCGCCUGGCGUUCUUCAAUUGCCACUGCUAUUUUUUUUAAAAAAAGUUUUUUUACAUUAAAUUAUAAAAGAGAUCCUGCCUGCAUCCAGCCUUAGUUUAAACCAACCCGGGAGCAAGCUUUCAAUUUAUGCAUAAUCUCUCACUUGGCUUAGGCUGCUACUGAGAGUUGUGAAGAUUCUGACACACACGCUCAUAUUGUAAAAUGGAAUUAUCCGUAGUCUGCAGAGUCCCACGGCAAGGAUCUCUAAGAUGCGGGCUCAGGGUUUGACUCUGCCACCCACGGAACUCUUGUGACUUUCAACAAGUCGCUGCUGGCCACUUGGAGGGGAGAGAGGAGGCUAGAACUGACAGCUGCCAAGUUAUAAAUUGCCUGGGAUGAACAAAUCCACUUCUCACUUGGAACAUAACUGGUUCCAUUGGUAUUUAUCAUUAAAUUAGAAGGCAUUGCCUUGGCUUUGAAGGAUCCAGCCCUUUUAUUACCGUGUUUUAUAUUACUGAAUGAAUGGUAAUUUUACUGAGCGUUAGGCACAGGGUGUUGAGCUACAAAGGACAGGAACCGUUUUAUUUGAAGGAUGAUUCUGGGUUAUUCUUUUUUCAUCCUUUGCUUCCCUAAUUCCUGAAGGUUUCAUACACAGAGAAAGGGCUCACCCAGUUGGAAGCCUCUGUUACACCAAUCCGGAUUCUGUAGGGUGUAGCUAGUCCUGAAGAAAGUCAGGGGUCCCCUUGUCCCCAGGACAAAGGACAAUCCAUCAUUUGCAGCACUACAGCUCAGAGUGGUUAGUGCUGCCUGGAAGUACAGGUAUGGCCAGAAGGUUUCUCAAGGAAGCAAGCUUUCAAGCUUUUCCUUGCAAACCGUAUAUUCCACAAGGGAAAAUAUCCCCUAUUUUGUGAGCUGUUGCACGCUGUGUCGUGCUGUUCAGAUUGUGUGGCAAGGUUUGGGUUAUCUCCAUUGAGAUGUAAAAUGGACCAACCUUAUUCAACUUUGUCACUCUCUGAAAGUGCUAGUCACUUUAGACAUGUGUCAAAAGUUUGGGGGUGAUGCCUUUGCUAAAGCUCUUCAGCAUACUUCUAAUUCCAGGUACAAGAGCAUAAUACCUUGUAUAUUAGCAUCUUAAUAUGGGGAUCUAGAAGUGGGUGGCCUGCACAUGUUUUAAGAGGGAGUUUGAUUUAAAUUUUAUUUUUCAAAGUGUACAGCUCCAACCCUAACCACAUUUACUAUAGACCAAGUACCACUGAAUUCAGUAGAGCUUCCUUAUUCAAAAUGUGUUGGGUUGCAUUGUAAAGCCUAACCUAUUACUCUGGAAGUCACUGGAGACAAAUGGGACUUCAUCCUAAGUAAAUGUGAUUCAGUUUCUCGACCCCAAUAAGUUCAUCUAACUGUGCUGAAGAUUCAGCUGUUACUUGGUGUUUUAGUUUGCAGAUCUUUAUUAACAAUAAAGUAAGCAGGUAGAAGGGGAACAGAAAAUAAUCUACUUUGUGGCCAGCGUAAGAACUGCUUUCUCCAGAUUGAUGGCCUAUACUCCCUCACCAUGGGGGAGAUCCCCCUGUCAGACUUCCAUAGAUAAGAAUUCUGCCUGUAGCCUCUAAGCUUUUGUGAGUAGAUGCCUGCUGCCUGGCUGCCUCUUGUGAACUCUUCUUGCUUCUGCUUCAUCUCUAGAAAGCCGACACCAUGUGUGAUGAGGAUGAGACCACCGCGCUCGUAUGCGACAACGGCUCCGGCCUGGUGAAGGCUGGCUUCGCCGGGGAUGAUGCCCCCAGGGCUGUGUUCCCCUCCAUUGUUGGCCGCCCACGUCAUCAGGUAUUUUAGCCUCUUCUGCCAGCCAUGCCCCUCUCCAGCUAUAGACAGGUUGAGACAUGGCGACAUCUGUUAGAAAAAUUCCCAUUCUACUGGACCCUGAGUGGGACUGAGGAAAUAAUAUAUAUGUGAGAUGGGCCACAGCAUUUCUCUUUUCUUUCCCCCACUCCCAAUUGGACUUCCUAGGAUUAGAAAGAUUAAGUCUACAAUUCUGUUAAUUCUUACUUGGGUGCAUGUACCACAUAAUUCUACAGAAUACAAACGUCAGUAGAGCUGUGGCAUUCAGUUUGUGGACUUCCCAGGGGCAUAAGUCUUUUGAAAUAGGGAUAUCAACAAAAUGAUUGCCCUAGUAAGCAUUUUUUAUUUGAAAUGUGGGGUGUGUCCAUCAUAGCCUAUGAGCUUAUACUAUCUCUGAAACAGAAUAGGAAUACAUUAAGGGGAAAUCAGCUGUUCUUAGCAGUCUGUUACAAUGUUCCCUAUUUUCCUAAGAAAAGGAUAGAGUUUUGUUUGUUGGUCCCCUAAAUAUAUUCAAUACAGUUGCUGCUGGGUGUUUCCUUCCUGCACCUUGUACUUUAUUCUCUGUUGUGAAGGAAAGGUCUUAGGGCCUUGGUAGGAAUAGCUUAUAGCUCUUUGCUUAGUGUAGAGGACAGCAAUUAGGUUGUCAUGAUCCACUUCCUCAGCCCUAAGAAGAUGCUGAGAGCUUUUCCCACUUCCUUCCUAGGGUGUCAUGGUGGGUAUGGGUCAAAAAGACUCCUACGUAGGGGAUGAAGCUCAGAGCAAGAGAGGUAUCCUGACCCUGAAGUACCCCAUUGAGCAUGGCAUCAUCACCAACUGGGAUGACAUGGAGAAGAUCUGGCAUCACACCUUCUACAAUGAGCUCCGUGUGGCCCCUGAGGAGCACCCCACCCUGCUCACUGAGGCCCCCCUCAACCCCAAGGCCAACCGUGAAAAGAUGACCCAAAUCAUGUUUGAGACCUUCAACGUCCCUGCCAUGUAUGUGGCUAUCCAGGCUGUGCUGUCCCUCUACGCUUCUGGCCGUACCACUGGUGAGUGACAGGACCAGAAAUGGAGAAGAGAAAAGGAAGGAUGUCCAGGGAACACUGCUAGUGCAAGCAGAGGACGAGAGAGAGAGAGACAGCUACUUGUAGUCCAACUACGAUAGGGAGUGCCCAGUCACUGAUGUGGGUUUAGGUACACAGGAGACUGCCUUGUGGCUCUUCUCGGUUAGUAUCAUCUGUGAGAACAAGAUGCUGGACCAGAUGGGCCUUUGGCCUGAUCCAGCAGAGCUCUCUUGAUGUUCUUACAUAGACUGGCAUCAGGAUAACAGUCAUUGUACAGUAGUCUGCUGCUACAGUAGUCUGCUGCUGAGUCUCCUACAUGCCUUUACUGGCACUAAGACCGUCAAGAAAAGGAAGAAACUAGCCACUGGCAUGAACAGUUCAGUGAUGGAGGCCCCCUACACACCUAGCCAUUAGCUAGGAUGCUCACUAAGGAGGGAGAACACUUGUCUGCUAGCACUGCCUGUGAUGCCUGGCAAUCUCUCAUCUAGAUGUCAGCAAGGUCCCAUUCCUCCCUUGCCUGUGUGUCCCGUAUCAACCUGACACAGCAAGCAGGUGUUACAACCUCCUUUGCUAACUUUCACACCCAUUUCUUGUUUCCAUAGGUAUUGUGCUGGACUCCGGCGAUGGUGUCACCCACAACGUGCCCAUCUAUGAGGGUUAUGCUCUGCCCCAUGCCAUCAUGCGUUUGGACCUGGCUGGCCGGGACCUCACUGACUACCUGAUGAAGAUCCUGACUGAGAGAGGCUACUCUUUUGUCACCACCGGUAAGGAGCGCAGCCUCUCCAGCCCUCAGCCUUUGCGCCAGCGUUUGACUUACACCUCCUCGCCCUGAUUUAGAACCAUCAAUGCCCUUUGCUCCGACAGGCCCUCGGCUCCUUAAUACACUAGCAGAGGCCUUUGAGUAAUUUCUAGGAAGCCGAGCUUUGCUUCUGGUCAUCAAGUAGAGGAUGAGCAUGGAGGCUGAUGCCAGGCUCUGAUGCCAGGCUUUAAAAUCCACAGCCAGCCCAUCUCACGUUAUUGGCCUCAUUCAUAAAAAGUGUAGGCUAGACUUUCUAGCCCACGUUCUCCCUCUAGUGGCAGAUUUUUAAAUGUUUGAAAACUGAGCUUCAGUUUGAUGUACAAGGUGCUGUGCCCGUAAUUUUAUUAUGUGCCUAUUGGCUGUUCUCCCCUCCUGGGCGGGAUUCUCCUUUGGCAGGCUGCUAAAUUCUUUCUCUUCUCUCUUGCUAGCUGAGCGUGAGAUUGUCCGUGACAUCAAGGAAAAGCUGUGCUACGUGGCUCUGGACUUUGAGAAUGAGAUGGCUACCGCUGCCUCCUCCUCCUCCCUGGAAAAGAGCUAUGAAUUGCCUGAUGGGCAGGUCAUCACCAUUGGCAAUGAACGUUUCCGUUGCCCAGAAACCCUUUUCCAGCCAUCUUUCAUUGGUAUGUAUCUCUCUGUUGAGUGUCCUCACCACUGACCUCUCUUCUAUGAAGAAUUCUUUGUGUGCCUGUGGUGCGAGUGGCUUCCUUCACUUUUCUGUUCCUUCACCUUCCCUAUGCCACCAGGUAUGGAAUCCGCUGGUAUUCAUGAGACAACCUACAACAGCAUCAUGAAGUGCGAUAUUGACAUCAGAAAGGACCUGUACGCCAACAAUGUCAUGUCUGGUGGUACCACCAUGUAUCCCGGUAUUGCUGACCGCAUGCAGAAGGAAAUCACCGCUCUGGCUCCCAGCACAAUGAAGAUCAAGGUGGGCUUAAUUCCAUGCAUUACUGAAUCACAACUCGUAUGCAUUAGGCAUACAGGAGAGGGAGACCUAAUGCUUAGGGCAAUUGCAUGCUUUUAAUCAUAGUGCUUUCGAAGGCAUCUCCAUGCAAGAACAUGAGAAAUAGGAGAACAGAAUAUAAUCACCUUGAGAGGGCCGCUCUUGCGUGGCUCACCCUGUUCUCUGCUUGUACAAUCAUUACAAUACAAACGAUGCCACCUAAUUAACUGGGUAACUUUAAUACAGUAUUAGAGGUGUUGCUAGGAGCUACAACUGGGAAUGUGGAGGGCCAUGCCUUAUUGUAUGAGGACUGGAUUAGUAUUCCUGUAUAACUGCAGGUGUAGACCUCUUCCCAGUACCCAAAUGGUGGGAGGUGGUGCCACUGCUUAUAAAGGAUGCUGCUGUCUAGGACACCUUUUGCAGAGUUAUUCUGUCAUUAUCUAGGGACUCCUGUAUCUCCCCCGCCCUCCCCCCGCUUGCCAACUGAAUCAUUCCUUUUCUUCUUGCAGAUCAUUGCCCCACCUGAGCGUAAGUACUCCGUCUGGAUCGGUGGCUCCAUCCUGGCUUCCCUGUCCACCUUCCAACAGAUGUGGAUCACAAAACAGGAAUAUGAUGAAGCCGGCCCAUCCAUUGUCCACCGUAAAUGCUUCUAAACAUGUUUACAAAAAAAAAGGAUCAUUAUUAUUACUUGGUUACUACUCUCAGGAUGACGACAUUGUGAGUUGCAGGCUGUUGAACACCUGCAACAGCCACCUCAACGUUCUAUUUUGUAACAAUGUCUUUGUUGCUGUUGCUGCAGACGCCAUGUGACACUGAGUGUAUGUAAAGUGUACAUAAAAUUAAUUUAUUUUACCUCAUUUUGUUAUUUUUCAAACCAAGCCCUGUGGAAGGAAACCAAAAACAAAAAAAUACUUCAAGAAGCAUUAAAUCAUCAGUCAUUCUGUCAUGCCCCAAUGCAGCUGGCUUUGUGUGAUUUAUUGCUCUCAAAUGCUGUGGGUUGUGCUAUAUCAAGCCUUCUGGCUUUUUUUCUUUCAAGUAGUUGCAAUACAUAAAUGGGAUGGGGAGGUGCUUUAAAAAGGGAACCCACAUGAUAAUGAUUUGGCAUUCUAUAAAGAGACUUUGAUUUCCAGAAAUCCACACACACAGGUUUCUGUGAAGAGGGUGUGCUAUUACAGAUGGCUCGGUCAGACUGAGUGAUUAACCCCAGGUCACCCAUUGAUAGCUAAGCAGGGAUUUUAAUUCAUAAUCAAAUCUAAUGCUCUCAGUCUGUACCACACUGGCUCUCGGGACUGUUGGUGGAAAGAGGAAAUUCUUUCUAAAUAAGAAAAAUAAUUUCAGUUGCAUUCUUGUGUUUCUAAAGAAACCUAGUUUCUGUCCUCACAAUCAAGUUUUACAAAGAUGCAUAACAUUCAUAACAGACCCAGUUGUUUCCUUGCAUUGUACAAACUCCUUAACGAGAUAAGUUUUUUUCCUGCAGAAUUCAGAGGCACUGUUUAAGGAUAUCCACAACUGCCUUAUUGCUAAUUCAGGCUAAUGGCCCAUAUUCUUGCCUAUCGGUAUUGCUGGAGAGUUUCCACCAAAGAUCUGUCCAAUAGUCCUGCUAUGCGAGAUCCUUUAACUAGAGAUGCCUGGAAUUAAACCUGAGAUAUUACAUAUGC